This is a messenger RNA of Ostertagia ostertagi, 390 nucleotides long. The record is from the annotation of a GenBank genome assembly. Lineage: Eukaryota; Metazoa; Nematoda; Chromadorea; Rhabditida; Trichostrongylidae.
AUGAGCUCACGAUUUAGUGGGUCACCGGAGGUCUGGGGUUUCUUGGAUCAGCGCUUAUCACUCACCUCUACGAAAACACCUCAAAAUCCCAUAACUGUGCUUGACAAUCUCAAAGGACGAACAGAUAUCCUUCAGAUUCCGCAGCGCAUACGAGAAUCGGACCGUUUCACGCUUGUAAUCGGUGACAUCGGAAAUGAGCAACUUGUGCUUCAUACUCUCAAGGAUAGAUCGGUGGAUGUCGUCAUCGAUUGCACGGCACGAGACCAGAGUGUCAUUGAUCGUUCGCCCACUAGUGGUGCACGAAAUGCCAUCCAAGGCCUGACACAUCUACUGAAUGCCAUCAAAGGACUACGGACAAGUUCGACGUUUUCUGCUCGUCAGCUGUCAGAC